This is a messenger RNA of Exophiala xenobiotica, 1134 nucleotides long. RefSeq lists its product as uncharacterized. The coding region runs from base 1 to 1134 and encodes 377 amino acids. Lineage: Eukaryota; Fungi; Ascomycota; Eurotiomycetes; Chaetothyriales; Herpotrichiellaceae. Gene Ontology annotation, molecular function: epoxide hydrolase activity. Gene Ontology annotation, biological process: epoxide metabolic process. The transcript has 3 exons. The record is from RefSeq and is a predicted model, not a curated record.
AUGGCGAUCUCCCCUUUCAAGAUCAGUAUCCCCGACUCCGAGCUUGACCUUCUGAGCCGUAAGCUGGAACUCGCGCGUCUGCCCACCAACAUUGCGAACGAGCAAUGGGGCGAGGACAAUGGCGUAACCGUCAGCAAGGUCAGCGAGACAGUCAAGUUCUGGCGCGAAAACUAUAACUGGCGCAAAGAGGAGGCGCGUCUGAACGAGAUGCCUCAAUUCCGUACGCCCAUCGACGUUGAGGGUUUCGGAACGCUGGACAUUCAUUUCGUGCACUCCACCUCCCCUGCAAAGGACGCUAUUCCGCUGCUGUUCUUGCACGGUUGGCCUGGGUCGUUCUCCGAGAUCCAAAAGGCGCUGCCUCAGCUUCACAAAGCGGGCUUUCACGUGGUUUCUCCGUCGCUACCGGGCUAUGGCUUCUCGUCGUAUCCCGACAAGAAAGGUUUCAAGCAUGUCCACCACGCAGAGGUGAUGCACAAGGUCAUGAGCAGGUUGGGUUACAAACAGUAUGUUGUGCAGGGCGGCGACUGGGGCGCGUUUAUCACUCGCUGCUUGGCCAUCAUGUAUCCGCAGAGCGUGACGGCGAUACACAUGAACAUGAUCAUGAUGCCUAAGCCCGACUUUGACAAGGAGCCCGAAUAUACACCCUUCGAGAAAGCCAGCCUGGAGCGCAACGCCUGGUUCUCCCAAACACAGACCGCCUACCUGCAGCUGCAAGGCUCAAAGCCGCGCACCCUCGGAUUCGCCAUGCACGACUCCCCCGUCGGCAUGCUGGCCUGGAUGGCAGACAAGGUUUUUCUCUGGUCUGACGCCUAUCCGUGGACGCCCACAGAGCUGAUCACCUGGACUCUGCUGCACUACUUCCCCGGGCCCACCACCGGCUUCCAGAUGUACAAAGAGAAUGACCCAGACGAGAUGGCGGUGGCACUGCAGGGGAACACCUAUGUCAAGGUGCCGACGGGCGUCAGUGCGUUUCCGAAGGAGUUGGGGCUGAUGCCGAGGAGCUGGGCAGAAAAGCAGGCGAAUGUGGUAUUUUGGAGGGAGCAUUCGAGUGGAGGCCAUUUCGCGGCAUAUGAGAGACCGGGCGAGUUGGCAGGGGAUUUGAUUGACUUCUACAAGGAGGUGUGGAAGGCCUGA